Toxotes jaculatrix (banded archerfish) is the source of this 1501-nucleotide messenger RNA. It is a transcript of the gene ndufaf1, whose product is annotated as NADH:ubiquinone oxidoreductase complex assembly factor 1. The record is from RefSeq and is a predicted model, not a curated record. The transcript has 5 exons. Gene Ontology annotation, cellular component: mitochondrion. Gene Ontology annotation, biological process: mitochondrial respiratory chain complex I assembly; mitochondrial electron transport, NADH to ubiquinone. NCBI's taxonomy places the organism in Eukaryota, Metazoa, Chordata, Actinopteri, Toxotidae. The coding region runs from base 225 to 1139 and encodes 304 amino acids.
AUGUGUGCUGAACGCAUCCCAGGUGCUCCAGUUGGGCUUCCUGUAUGGACCCGAGCAACCUUGGGUUUGUAGGAGAGUGUGCAAGUGCAGUGUUUUAGUUGUUUGUUGUUUACAGCCGCGCUAUAAAGAGAUAUCUUUAUGGUGCGGUCAACUAUAAACAGGAACAAAGUCUUGCAACCCGGUACAACCUCGCCAGACAGUGAAUCAUCCAGAUCAACAGUGAAAUGUCUCUGCCAAAGAUGACACAUCUCCCUUCACUGAGACUGCUGAGCUCCAUUAACCGCCAGCAGCUGCUCCUCCCCUCCAUCGCCCCUCUCACUGUGCCCAGAAGAGCUGUGAUCCAGGGUGAAUACAGACGGCCUGGCCAGCCCAAAGAAGACAAGCUUCCAUGGCAGAAGAUUAAGUUUGACUUUGGGAAGGGUUUAGAGGGAAUAAAGAAGCAUUUCACACUGCUGAAGACAGAGUUUACUGACCGCUUGGUCGGUCCACAGGGCAAACCAGUUCUAGAGCACAUGUUGGAGCAGAACAGGGUGAUAUGGGAGUUCAGAGGUCCAGAAAGCCUGGACCAGUGGACGGUGUCCUCAGAUCGUGAGAUAGGAGGCCAAAGUGAAGUUUACUUGAAGCUUGGCAAAAACAAUAAUACCUGUUUUCUGUAUGGAAAUCUGAGGUCAACUCCUCCGAGGGAUGGAGAGACACGCUACAGUGGCUACUGCACCAUGCGUUCAAAACAACCACUGGCUUCAUUUGAUAGGAAGGAACAUUACGAUUGGACCAGUUUCAACACCCUGCAUUUGCGUGUACGUGGUGAUGGCCGUCCAUGGAUGAUCAAUAUCGCAACAGAAAUGUACUUCUCUCACCAAAAAGAUGACUUGUACAGCUACUUUAUGUUUACCAGAGGAGGACCCUACUGGCAAGACAUCAAGAUACCUUUCUCCAAGUUUUUCCUCACACAUCGUGGGAGGAUACAAGAUGAUCAGCAUGUUCUCUGGCUGGACAAGGUUAACACCAUUGGAUUUACCUUGGGAGAUAAAACAGACGGUCCAUUCCAGCUGGAGAUUGAUUUCAUUGGCGUCUGCAAAGACUAUGCACACACUGAGGAGUUUGCCUAUGAGGUGUACAAGAGGAAUCCUGAAGUUUGACCACAACUGUUACAGUACUGCAGAUGAACUAUCACUAAAUCAGAGCUGAAAUCUUCUGAUACUAUCAAUAAACAAAUGUAUCACAGUCUUGCAGACAACCAAUUACACCCCAGCCACCACUGUUAUUGAUAAGACACUGUAUAUCUGGACUCAAGAAGUGUGUUUCUGGUUACAUGUGAUAAUCUCCAGCUCAAACAUUUACAUUGUAUGGUAAGUGGAAGGUCCUUUAUCCAAAUUUACUUAAACCGAUUUCCAGGGCUCGCUAAAGGAGAUCAAACAGCUGUUUUCAUAACAAAAUCAAAUCUAAAUCCUGUAUUUGUGACACAUAUUCCGUUAACAAUAAAACAUAUUUUCCAUGUGAA